Poecile atricapillus (Black-capped chickadee) is the source of this 2821-nucleotide messenger RNA. RefSeq names its product acid sensing ion channel subunit 1 (gene ASIC1). The record is from RefSeq and is a predicted model, not a curated record. Gene Ontology annotation, biological process: sodium ion transmembrane transport. NCBI's taxonomy places the organism in Eukaryota, Metazoa, Chordata, Aves, Passeriformes, Paridae. Gene Ontology annotation, cellular component: membrane. The transcript has 10 exons. The coding region runs from base 482 to 2128 and encodes 548 amino acids.
GCUUGGGCUGCCAGGACCAGAGCACUCAAGGAUGGAGGGCACGGCGUGGGGACCUGCACACCUGCACACCCCGUGUGCCCCUCGGGAGCCCCUCGGGCCCCCAGGCAGCGCUGGGAGCUCCCACGGCGCUUCUGGAGCCGGUGAUGUCUCUGCUCUGUCCUGGCAGCCGGAGCCGGCCGGUCCCAGGGGGCCCGGGGAGCCCGCGGAACCGCCCCUCGCUCCUCCUCCCCUCCUGCUGCUCCUGAUAUACCCUCCUGGCUCCGGCCGCUCCGAGCAUCCCUCUGCUCCUCUCCCUCACUCCCGCUCGCCUCACUCCUUUUCCCUUCUCCAUUUCUCCUCUCUGAACUUGCCCCUUCCCCCUGCCCUGCUCUCUCCACCGAGGAACUGACUGAAGACCCCCAGGCUGGGCCAGGGCAGGGGCCAGGACCCCCACACCAGAGCCAGGACCUCCACACUACAGCUGGGACCCCCAGGCUGGGCAAUGCCUCUCCAGAUAUUCUGCACCAUCUCCUUCUCCAGUGAGGAAGAACCAGAAGAUGCUGCAGCCACUGAGAAGGGAGAAGAUGGAGCAGACGAGUUCCUGUAUGGGCAGGAGGAGGAUGAAGACGAUGAGGAGGACACAGGGGCAACCACGGACUUCGUGGCCUUUGCCAGCAGCUGCACCCUGCACGGGCUGAGCCACAUCUUCGUGGAAGGCAGCCUGGGCGCCCGGCAGGCGCUGUGGGCGCUGGCCUUCCUCCUCUCCCUCUCCGUCUUCCUCUACCAGGUGGCCGACCGCAUCGCCUACUACCUGGAGUACCACCACGUCACGCUGCUCAGCGAGGAGGACAGCCCCGAGAUGAUCUUCCCCGCCGUCACCUUCUGCAACAUCAACCGUGUGCGGCUCUCGCAGCUCAGCCACCAGGACUUGCUCUACCUGGCUCCCCUGGUCGAUUACGAGCCCGGGAUGGAGCUGGGUUUCACCCCAGCCCAGCCCGACCCCUGGGAGGAGGACGAGCCCCUAAAUUUGUACGGGUUUUUUAACCGCACUUGCCAUCAGCUGGAGGACAUGCUGCUGAGCUGCAGCUACCGCGGCCAGCGCUGCGGCCCCGGGGACUUUGCGCCGGUCUUCACCCGCUAUGGGAAGUGCUACACCUUCAAUGCGGGGCAGGACGGGAAGCCACGGCUCAUCACCAUGAAGGGGGGCACUGGCAAUGGCCUGGAGAUCAUGCUGGACAUCCAGCAGGACGAGUACCUGCCAGUGUGGGGGGAAACAGAUGAGACCUCGUUCGAAGCCGGGAUCAAGGUGCAGAUCCACAGCCAGGACGAGCCUCCGCUGAUCGACCAGCUGGGCUUCGGGGUGGCUCCCGGCUUCCAGACCUUCGUGUCCUGCCAGGAGCAGCGGCUCAUCUACCUGCCGCCUCCCUGGGGUGACUGCAAGGCCGUGGCGGGCGACUCGGAGUUCUACGACACCUACAGCAUCACGGCCUGUCGGAUCGACUGCGAGACCCGCUACCUGGUGGAGAACUGCAACUGCCGCAUGGUGCACAUGCCAGGCGAUGCCCCUUACUGCACCCCGGAGCAGUACAAAGAGUGCGCGGAUCCGGCCUUAGAUUUCCUGGUGGAGAAGGACAACGAGUACUGCAUCUGCGAGAUGCCCUGCAACAUGACCCGCUACGGCAAAGAGCUCUCCAUGGUCAAGAUCCCCAGCAAGGCCUCGGCCAAAUACCUGGCCAAGAAAUACAACAAGUCGGAGCAGUACAUUGGGGAGAACAUCCUGGUGCUGGAUAUCUUCUUUGAGGCCCUGAACUACGAGACGAUCGAGCAGAAGAAGGCGUACGAGGUGGCUGGUUUGCUGGGUGACAUCGGAGGCCAGAUGGGGCUGUUCAUCGGGGCCAGCAUCCUCACAGUGCUGGAGCUGUUCGACUACGCCUACGAGGUGAUAAAGCACCGGCUGUGCCGGCGGGGCAAGUGCCGCAAGAACCACAAGAGGAACAACACAGACAAGGGCGUUGCGCUGAGCAUGGACGACGUGAAGCGCCACAAUCCCUGUGAAAGCAUACGGGGGCACCCAGCAGGCAUGACGUACGCAGCCAACAUCCUACCUCACCACCCGGCCCGGGGUACCUUUGAGGACUUCACCUGCUAACCGACGUCUGGAUGUACAACCUGAGCUACCAAAGCCCUGCGAGAGCUGCCCUUCUCCCCGCCAGCGCCAGCGGAGAGACACAUCUAGGGGGCCUUUGCUCCUCGGCACGGUGGGACACGGACAAGAGCGACGGCCUCGGAUUUCGGGGCGGGCAGUGGGGUCGGGCAAUGCCAGACCCCGGCGCAGCCCCCGCGGCAGCUGCUCUGCGCCUGCUCUGCUCCUUCAGAGACUCCAGGACGCUCCAGCCCGGCCGUCCCGCGGAGCGGGAGCGACACGCACAGUGGGCCAGGGCACGGGCCUGCCCCGGCUCCCCCUUGGCUCCCCUCGGCCUUUUUAACUAAAACCCAGAAGCCAAGAAGAAGCAGCCGUUCGGCCGCAGUCUCCAUCCACAGCCCUGUCCGUCUGUCCUCCGUCGUCUCCAUGCUCAUCCUACUCCAAUGCCUUGGCCGAGCUUGCCGGGCCCCCUGUGCCUGGUGGGAGGAUCAUCGGGGAGCCCCCGGUGUGCCCGGCCCAGGGCAGCAAGCCAGGGGUCCCCUGAGAGCGCCUCUGUCCCCCGGGACCGCAGCCCCGGCUCGCCUGGGCGCUCCCGGAACGAAGACGCAGCACCUCCACCUGUCCAUAACGUCUUCCUCGGCCCCUGUCCCGAGAUCAGCCCCGGGAUCAGCCCCGGGAUCAGCCCCGGGAUCAGCCCUG